AAUAUUUUAAUUUUAAAGUCUCUAGUUGUGAAUCACGGUCUCGUGAAAACUCAUAACCAUAACCCAUAACCUUUGAACUUCUUGACCUGAAAAUCACCGCUCCCCUGCGUAAAUGCCGGCACAUCGGGCCCGCCAAAGGUUUCUGUGGAAUGACUCAUGAAAUAUUCACCAUUUGGGAUGAUACUUAAGACUCUCUAAAAGUCUAAAGUCAUAUCACACCAGCCUUUUCUUCUAAGGGUAGAAGAACCGCUAGAGCCACCAUGAUGGUACUGUACGGUUUAAGUGUGACUGUUCUCCUUCUUCUGUUUUCUUGUGCCUUGUCAUUGCGUAUCAACGCAAAUGUUGCCAUUCGUUUGCUCGAGCAUUCAUCAAAUGUUCUGACAGAAGCUAACACAAUGCUUGGUAUGAGCUCACGCGCGUUGACCAUCGACGCCAUCAACCAAAUGAAACGAGGUGAGAAGGAAGCAGCGAUGGAGAGCUUGAAUCAAGCCAUUUCAACGCUGGCGUUACUUGACGUGGCGGGAGCCGGCGUCGUGCAAAACCCUUUUACAUCCUUGAUUGUGAACAAUAUCGCGACAAGACAAGAGAUGUCCAGUGUCAAGCUUGCACUGGAGGCUUAUAACGAAGCCAUUGCUAAUGGGAUUGCGGUCACGGACGCAGGUGCGCCAACAGUACCAAACAAGGAACUUCUACUGAAUAAGAUAGCGGAACUCCGUGCUAAAGCAAUCGCAGAGUUCAAGAAGGCAGUGAAAGGCCUCCCUGGAACUAGCGACAUUGUUAAAAACCUUAACAAAGCUGCAAAGUGGAGCAAAGUGGGCACAGCUCUGGAUGCGUUCGGUGCACUGUUUGACGUCUUUGCCAUCGGGAUCAACGCCUGGGGACUUGACAUAGCGAUCCGAGAUGGAAAUGUACCAGGCAUGGUGUCUGCCAGCUUGGGGAUUGCUGCAGGUGUUGCUGGUGUCGGAACGUUUCUCGCAGGUAUUAUAACUGGGUCCGCUAUUAUCGGGCCUAUUGGAGCUCUUAUCGGUGCAGUCCUUGGCCUGGCUGCAACUUUAAUAGACAUCUUCUCCUCCAACCCUUCAUCUAACAUGGAACAAACAAUCAAAUCCUUAAAGGCUCUGACAGGCGCUUGCAAGGAGGAGGUUAAGUUUACGGCUGGGUAUGCGGGUCCUCUUGGCAAGUUUGGAGAAAUUUACGAAUCAAACCAAGCAAUCUUGCUAGAUAUCACCGGUAUGCCAAAGGGGCCACUCAAAUUUAGGAAAGCUAAGACAGCAGCGGACACAGAAGGUUUUUUGAGCGCUGGAGAACGUCGCACGAUUGACGGGUCAGUCUUUUCCAACACUUAUUGGACAGUAAGUGGUUCGGAGGAAAUCGGGUAUGACUUUUACGGCAGAUCACGAGCAGCACCAGAAAGGACUUUUGGGGUAUCCGUUUUUGUGGACACCAAACUUGUAAAUCGAUCUGGCACGCCUUACAAAGGAGUCGACAUUCAAACGUAUAAUAAAGAUUACGAGAACUAUUACGUGCACGACCAUGUCAGUAUUGAAGACUACGAGCAUCUAAAGCCAGGACAGAAGGUGAAAAUCUCUACAGGAUCGGGACAUGACGUGAUAGCAAUCAACGGUCUGAUUGGGAAACUUGAACCACAGUUUACAAACGCACUUGAUGUUAUCAAAUCGCAAGGGAGCUCCCAAAAAGAACUAACAUUCGGAGGUAUCUCAAGAUCACAUCGCAAGAUCAAAGGAGCUUACUUCAAUCACGUUACAGAACGAGUGGGGUUCUAUCAUGGGCAAUAUAGAGAACUCCACGAGUUUGGCACCGUCAGAGGAGUUGUGCUCGUACGUGGAAGCCCCUUUGAUGAUCGCAUUAUCAUGCACGGCAAAAAUUUCCGAGUCGAGCAAACUCGAGGAAGAAACACCUACGAGUUCGACAUUCCACAGAAUGUCAAUCCGAAAGACCGUAUUACUCAACAAACGAUUGUGGAUAACAGUGAUUCCCAUGCCUUGAUCCGAGUGAAUCAUCAAGGCAACGUAAAAAAAGAAAGCUUCAGCUAUUUGGAUAAGGUUAUGAUCAUCUGGUUCAGGGAUGUAACAGGAAGAUUUUGGAAUCCAAUUUAUAAUAUCAGCCUCUUCUGCAAGAAGGAGCCACGUGUUGCGCUUAUCCAUUGGUCAAAUUUAUCGGAGAAAAAGGACAGCAAACGAAUCGAACUAAUCAAACUGAGCAAGACUAGAAAGCGUCAGUUUCCCGGGGAGACGUACAAAUUUGAAUUCUUAGGUGACCUCACUACUGGAACUGAUAGACAAGACCUGGUCAAGAUAAAGAAGCCAAGACACCGUAACACCGCUGUGCAGACGAUUGACAUGCGCGAGGGUGCUAACCGAUUGAUGCUGACUGAAGAUUUGAUGAAUGGAUAUUCGAUAAGACCCGGCGGUCGCACCCUCCACUUGAAGAACAAGGGUGGGGAAUGGGUACUAGAGAUCCGGGAUCCGAGUUCAAGCGACCUCCGCCAUGACGUCAUCAUUAAGAACAUAAAGCAAAUUAUCAACGAGUACUUCGAGAAUGUUCUUAACAUGCGUGAUGCUGAGCCAGACACGGAUCUCGGCGCAUUAUACAUGGAAAGCAAAGAGCUGAUUCCACCAGAAUAAAGACAAGCAUACUCUUCAAUGAUGAUAUCUGCACCAAACAUACUCUUCAAUGAUGAUAUCUAGACCAAGCAUACUCUUCAAUGAUGAUAUCUGGACCAAGCAUACUCUUCAAUGAUGAUAUCUGGACCAAGCAUACUCUUAAAUGAUGAUAUCUGGGCCAAGCAUGCUCUUCAAUGAUAAUAUCUGAACCAAGCAUACUCUUCAAUGAUGAUAUCUGGACCAAGCAUGCUCUUCAAUGAUAAUAUCUGAACCAAGCAUGCUCUUCAAUGAUGAUUUCUGGACCAAGCACGCUCUUCAAUGAUGAUAUCUGGACCAAGCAUACUCUUCAAUGAUGAUAUCUGGACCAAGCAUACUCUUCAAUGAUGAUAUCUGGACCAAGCAUUCUCUUCAAUGAUGAUAUCUGGACCAAGCAUACUCUUCAAUGAUGAUAUCUGGACCAAGCAUACUCUUCAAUGAUGAUAUCUGGACCAAGCAUACUCUUCAAUUAUAAUAUCUAGACCAAGCAUACUCUUCAAUGAUGAUAUCUGGACCAAGCUUACUCUUCAAUGAUGAUAUCUGGACCAAACAUACUCUUCAAUGAUGAUAUUUGGACCAAGCAUGCUCUUCCAUGAUAAUAUCUGGACCAAGCAUGCUCUUCAAUGAUGAUAUCUGGACCAAGCAUACUCUUCAAUGAUGAUAUCUGGACCAAGCAUACUCUUCAAUGAUGAUUUCUGGACCAAGCAUGCUCUUCAAUGAUGAUAUCUGGACCAAGCAUGCUCUUCAAUGAUGAUAUCUGAACCAAGCAUGCUCUUCAAUGAUGAUAUCUGGACCAAGCAUACUCUUCAAUUAUGAUAUCUAGACCAAGCAUACUCUUCAAUGAUGAUAUCUGGACCAAGCAUGCUCUUCAAUGAUGAUAUCUGGACCAAACAUACUCUUCAAUGAUGAUAUUUGGACCAAGCAUGCUCUUCCAUGAUAAUAUCUGAACCAAGCAAGCUCUUCAAUGAUGAUAUCUGGACCAAGCAUACUCUUCAAUGAUGAUAUCUGGACCAAGCAUACUCUUCAAUGAUGAUAUCUGGACCAAGCAUACUCUUUAAUGAUGAUAUCUGGACCAAGCAUACUCUUUAAUGAUGAUAUCUGGAACAAGCAUGCUCUUCAAUGAUAAUAUCUGAACCAAGCAUGCUCUUCAAUGAUGAUUUCUGGACAAAGCAUGCUCUUAAUGAUGAUAUCUGGACCAAACACUCUCUUCAAUAAUGAUAUCUGGACCAAGCAUACUCUUCAAUGAUGAUAUCUGGACCAAGCAUACUCUUCAAUGAUGAUAUCUGGACCAAGCAUUCUCUUCAAUGAUGAUAUCUGGACCAAGCAUACUCUUCAGUGAUGAUAUCUAGACCAAGCAUACUCUUCAAUGAUGAUAUCUGGACCACGGACCAAGCCUAUAUACGAGGGAUUUAAAACAGGCGAACUGCUACUACUCAACUUACGAGCGAUCACUUCACAAGAAAGUGCUUCGCGCAAGGCUAUUUCCCCGCAACAAGUUCCCGCCAGACCAAAGUAUUCUUACAAAGUUAUUAUUUGUCUGUUUAAAAUCCUUUGUGUUUUUUCUGACCAAAAGGAAUUGAAAGUUGCCUGAUAGCACAAAAAGAAGAUAAUAUGCCAAAUAAACAGAGAGUCUACUAGGCUGUAAACAUGACAAAUAUCAAUCCAUUACUUUUGCUCCACGUUCACCCUAAAGUCUUCUUAUAACAUAGAGGUAACAGGUAGACCGUUGAAGCCGAGGAAAAACUACACACAAAAUUUUCUACACAGAAAAAUACCAGGCAAAAUACCCACCUCCCACCACAAAAGAGGAAAAACAUUUCAAAGAAAGAAACAAAUCUCCAUAUUCGUGUGACACCCGUCAUGUUAAUAUCCAAAAGCCCUCUGUUACAGUAUUAACGAAGAAUGGACAUUAAAAAAAGCACGAGCAUUGA
Messenger RNA from Nematostella vectensis (starlet sea anemone), 4591 nucleotides. RefSeq lists its product as uncharacterized. NCBI's taxonomy places the organism in Eukaryota, Metazoa, Cnidaria, Anthozoa, Actiniaria, Edwardsiidae. The transcript has 6 exons. The record is from RefSeq and is a predicted model, not a curated record. The coding region runs from base 261 to 2645 and encodes 794 amino acids.